UGACAAGUAGUUCUAACCGCCCAAAGUGUCAGUAAACUCAAUUGUCAAACAUUCUACCCUUAAAAUACCAAUAUCUCACAUAAAAACCUUAAACAUGGUCGAUAAAGACGAAGAUAAAUCCUUAGAAAACAUUACAGAGCAAGAACGAGAAGCGGCGCAAAAUGCUUUCGCUGAAUUUAAAAAAAAAAACUAUUCAGCCUGUUUACAACAAAUUAACUCGUUGGACGGGAAAGCCAGUGACUUUAAGUUGAUGCACAACAAGGCUGUUGUUGAAUUUUACAAAAGCGACUGCAAGAAAUUUGAUGUUUUUCAAAAUAGCUUAAAUACGAUCAAUAAUAAGUUUCAAAUAAAAAUUGACAAAUUGGAUGAUGUUGACCACUGCAUAGCCCACUUUAACCAGGCAAUAUUAUUAUUUCAUCAGAGACAAUAUUCGGCAUCACAAAGAAUCAUGGACAGAGUUUAUAAGUUUAUAGAACCCAUGGAAGAUACAUUAGCUAAACAAGUUAGUUUGCUGGCUAUUGAGCUACAACUCUGCAUGAGACAACCUGAUAAGGCUUUAACUUUACUGACUUAUAUUGAAAAUAAUUUGAUGCCUGAAAGUCCUACAAUUGUUAAAGGGAGUGAAAAGAAAACCAAGGAUAAGGAUAAAAAGAUUGAUCCACUAUUGGAAGAAUUAAAGAAAAAAAUAUUAAGAUAUAAAAUCAGAUGUCACUUAAUGAAUCAUUCAAUGGGUGUCUCCCUGAAUGAACUACAAAUAUUAUCUAAAAACAAGCCGAAUAUUGAUUAUUUCUUUAUGACCGCGAAUUUGGAGUAUUUAAAAGGAAAUGUACAAGAAAGCUUGAAAAUAUUGAAAAAUAUUGACCAGAAUUCUUUGAGUUAUAGUGAUUGUGGAGAAUCCGCUAUAAUAAUGAUAAAUAACAACACAGGCGUGAUAAUGCACUCAAUGGGCAAACCAAAUUUAGCGUGCCAUUAUUUUCAAGAAGCCCUCAAAAAAGAUAUCGAAAUCAACUCAAAUACCAAAAAAGAAACAAACGAUAAAGCCCUGCACACACUGGGCGGCUCAAAAUACCACGAAAUAAUGUACAAUUUAGGAAUUUCAAUGCUGUAUGCUGGUAAGGCAGCGCAAGCCUUUGAAUGUCUUAUAAUAGCUGUACAAAGGUACCACAGAAAUUCUAGGUUAUGGAUGAGACUCGCAGAAUGUUGUAUAAUGGUUCACAAAAGUAGCAAUGAAAUCGACUUUGAUCUACAAAAAAAACAAAAGGACUUGAUAGUUGAUGUGAUAGGUUCAAAGGAAAAACAAAAGAUUGUCAUUAACAGUAACCUGUCAAAUGACAAAAAAUACAGCUCUGAAAGUCAGUCAUAUGCAGUACCGGUGCCCUCUCUAGAAUUUGCGUUGUUAUGCCUGCGCAACGCGUUCCUGCUCAUACCGUCAGAUACCGCCACUAGCCCUGCCCCUCUUUUUCUUAUCCCUGGAGUUUCCCCCCCUGCCCCUUUACCGAACCCCGGCCCUGCUCCUUCAAACCCUCUGUCAUCUGACAGUAUACAGUCUUUAAAAAAUCACAUCCUAGUGAGCAGUGCGUACGUUUCCCUUUGUUUGGGGGAUUAUAUUUUGUCACUAGAAUAUGCUAGUAAUUUGUUGGAACAACCUAAGAUGUCCGGAGUACACAGAUUACUAGCCCAUCUCUACGCCGCUGAAUCCCUUAUACUACUGGAUAAAAUAGGCGACGCCUUAGACCAUCUAAAUCCUGAAAAUGUCAAGGAACUGUCAUUUAAUUUCCCCACCGAUUCCAAGAAUGCAGUAAAAACAGGCCCCACACCAAACUGGUUUCCAAAUACUUUAGAAAGCGCUCAUUCCGUACUACAAUACAACAUUGCAGUAGCAAAAACAAUCAGAGGCCAACUAGAUCAAGCAUCUGCGCUGUUAAAGCAAAUAUGGCAACAGCGCAGCACCACCUGUAGAGUACCGGCGCACAUUAUUAUGUUGGUUAUUUACAUUGAACUGAAAUUAGGACACGCUGAUAUAGCAAGAAAUUUGAUCAAACAACAUUGUUUUCAACAUAGGAUAAGUGGAUAAUAAAUUUUACAA
This is a messenger RNA of Brassicogethes aeneus, 2086 nucleotides long. The record is from the annotation of a GenBank genome assembly. NCBI's taxonomy places the organism in Eukaryota, Metazoa, Arthropoda, Insecta, Coleoptera, Nitidulidae.